Penicilliopsis zonata CBS 506.65 is the source of this 1196-nucleotide messenger RNA. RefSeq lists its product as hypothetical. The transcript is spliced from 2 exons. NCBI's taxonomy places the organism in Eukaryota, Fungi, Ascomycota, Eurotiomycetes, Eurotiales, Aspergillaceae. Gene Ontology annotation, cellular component: mitochondrion. Gene Ontology annotation, molecular function: enoyl-CoA hydratase activity. The coding region runs from base 66 to 1001 and encodes 311 amino acids. Gene Ontology annotation, biological process: fatty acid beta-oxidation. The record is from RefSeq and is a predicted model, not a curated record.
GGGGAAGUGAAUUCUUGAACCCAUCCCUUCCAUCAAUUUUCGACUACUGUAUUUAGAUAGAUACAAUGCUAUCUCUCCGUUUCGUCCGAGGACGCGCUACCCUCUCCACGCGAGGACUCGCCCGCUUCAGCACAAACAGCGCGUCCGACACCGAACCCGUCCUGAAGCUCCAGCAAGUGCCUGCGCCCGGAUCAGGACAUAUCCGCGUGUUACUUCUGAACCGACCACAGGCACGGAACGCCCUCUCAAGACAACUAGUGAGCGAGUUGAAUAGACAGAUCCAAGCCAUUGCUGCUGAGAAUGGGACGGGGCCGACGCGCGCGCUCGUCGUGGGGAGUAAUGUCGACGCAGCGUUUUGUGCGGGUGCAGAUCUGAAGGAGAGAGCGAAAAUGAGUAGAGAGGAGACGGUCGAUUUUCUUACGAAUCUACGCGGGACGUUCAGUUUGCUCGCUGCGUUGCCCGUCCCAACCAUCUCGGCUGUGUCGGCGAGCGCUCUCGGCGGCGGAUUAGAACUCGCGCUGUGCACGCAUCUGCGCGUAUUUGGGUCCAGCGCUCUCGUCGGACUGCCGGAGACGCGGCUGGCGAUCAUCCCCGGGGCGGGGGGCACGUAUCGGCUGCCCCGAUUGAUUGGGGCGACGAGGGCGCGCGAUCUGAUCCUCACGGGGCGGCGGGUGUCGGGUCCAGAAGCAUAUUUCAUUGGAUUGUGUGAUCGGUUGGUGGAUGUGGUGCCUGAGGAAGAGGCAGAAGGGGCAGGCCAGGCAGGUCAAAACGAAGCGGGCAGGGCACGGGAAACGGUGCUUCGGGAGAGCAUCAAGCUGGCGUUGGAUAUCUGUGAAGGAGGGCCUAUUGCUCUCCGGCAGGCUCUUCAGGCGAUCCACGGCUUUGAGAGGGGGGAGGCGGCCGAGAACGAGGCCUACGAGGGGGUUAUUGAGACAGAGGACCGGUAUGAGGCUCUCAAGGCGUUUGUGGAGAAGAGGAAGCCUGCGUUCCGGGGAAGGUGAUUCUGAAUUAGGAAGAUAUCAUGUUGAAUCUUUAUGACUCAAUUUUGACUCAUUUUGCUGUGUGUAUGGAUAUAGCAUCCAAUUAAUUCGUGGUAAAUGUCUGUUUCAUGGAUGCCCUAUCAUGUCAACAACACUGUUUACCCAGUAUCCUCGGUAUAGAGCCUAUUCACCAAAUACAAGAGAUCAGUUACUGCA